Messenger RNA from Effrenium voratum, 1006 nucleotides. NCBI's taxonomy places the organism in Eukaryota, Dinophyceae, Suessiales, Symbiodiniaceae. The record is from the annotation of a GenBank genome assembly.
CCGCAGAGAACUUGGCAUCGUUGCUCAUGGCCUGGCGUCCCGGGCUUCGCUGCUGUCAUGUCGCUCUGCUGGGCGUCCUUGGCUGCGCGUUUGUGGGCAUCCGGACGCACCGCGGCGGCGCGCCCAAAGUCAGGCGCGCUGCGGUGCUGCCGAUCGGGCCCUUCUGCCCCUUUGCCUCCCCACAGUUCAUCAACCUGUGCACGGAUCCGGCGGAGAGGCGUGAGCUGGAGGCCACCGUGGGGGACAUGAACUGCCUGGCCGAGACGGAACCCGAUGGUGCCGCGCUGGCCGAGUUGGGCGCGCGCCUGCGCAAGGCGGACGGCCCAUGGCGUGGGCGACUGCUGCGGAUGCGCCACGCCAACGACUUCCAGACCAAGGAGUUGUACGAGUUCCUCGAGGCACACCUGGAGACCUUCGGCGUGCGCAUCUUCGAUGUGGAGCGCUUCGCUGCGUGGCAGGCGGACACUCUACAGGCCAUGAGCCGCGGCCGACCGCCGCCGCCCACUCCGCCGAAGUCGCAGCACCUGCUUGGCCUGCUGGACUCCUUCCGAUUUGGACAGGCGCAGCAGCUGACGGCGGACUUCGCCUUGGCAACUGAAGGUGCGGCGCCGGUGGUGGAGGACGAGCGGAGCGCGCUGCAGGCAGACCAUAUUGCCUUGAUUGGCCUGGGGCAAGCGUACGGCAGCUUCGAUGCAGCUGGGAAGCUCAUCUUUUUGGACAAGAUGGCAGACAUUGCCGAGCGCUGGAAGGUGUACCUGGAACGGCUGCGGCUGAUGGGCGAGGCCGCGCCCUUCCCCGAGGCCCAAGGCCUGCUGAGUCGCCUGGGCCUGGAGCCCGCGGAGGCCAAUGGCUUGGUAGGAGAGGCCCAUGCACGCUUGCGCGGCAAGGCCGGCCAGAGUGAGGCUUAGGCUGAGGACAUGUUGCGAGUAGGAACUGAUUCGAUCGGCCGAAAUCGAGUCAGAACAUCACGAAAAUUAGCAGAACCAUGAGCCUGUUUAGUCGAUGA